UUAUUGGGGAUGGGGGUGAACAACUAAAAACCAAGCCAGUGUUUGAAAGAAAUGUGUAUAUAGUAUGUGGUAUAAAGUGGAGUUGGAAGGGAAAGGAUUUGAUACAUCUCUUUAGCAGUUGCCAAUGGGAUAUAUAGAUAUAUUUUUAAUUAUAUAAAUUUAAUCUGGCAGACAUUUGAACAUGAAUGAUUAGGGUUUUUAUAUGUGGUUAGCCUGGACUUUAUAAACAAAGACCACUGAGUCCAUCCCAGUACUCUGGUGGAUUUUUCUCCAGGAACUGUUACCCUAAUCUUAGAUAAUAACCAACAGUGUUUUCUGUGAUUUACAUUCACUUUUUAGUUAAAACCUCCCAACACCACCACCAAAAAGAAAAAUUUUUUUGGCUCCUGGACUUUGAAAACACAUGGCUUUUUUGUUGUAGGUGGACAGAAGUGUGUGAGCCACAGUAUAACGUGGCAAAAGUCUUGUGGGAGAAGAAUUCUAGGGUAGACCUGGGGCGGUGCCUGACUUGGAGGAAGAAUAAUAAUGUACUCAGUGAGGAGAAAGAUCUUGAGGUUUUCUAAGCCAUAAUUUACUUAUCCCUCAUGCCCCCUCAAGAAAGACUUUGACCUUUAAUUACAGGGGAAAUUGAUGAGAUGUGAUCAGGGGAAGCCCUAGCCAUAUCUCUACCUCACCCUCCCAACACCACACAGUGUCAGCUCCAGAGCAUCUGCCUGCCAGAGAAAACCCCAACCCACUAAUGCAACCAACAUAAAAAGGAGCUUUGCCUGCCAGGUGGGUUUUUACAAGCAGCAGUUUCAUUCUUCCUGCUGUUUGACAUUUAAAUUCCAAGCUCUAAACCCAACCUGCAUUAUAUACAGCAGAAAGUUACCUUUAUUUUAAAUCAUAUUUGGUAUUCUGUACUAGGUCACCUUGUGAUUUGCACUUAAAAUGUAAACCUGGUCAGUAUUUCCAUUAAAACAUCAGGGCUAAUGUUGUAUAUAUAGUUUUUCUUCCUGAUUUUAUAGACAAGGACUCUGGCAGCCCCGGGAGGGAAAAAAUAAAGCUGCUAGUGGAAUACUAGAGAUGAGAAUGAAAUUGGAAGUCUGUUUCUGGAAUUAGGGCUUCCCUGGACUUUGCAGACCAGUACAGUGAAAUAUAUUAUUCUGUGGGGAAUCUUCAGUGCUCUGUGAUCUGCCAUCUCAAAAUCUUUACAGAGUUUCUGGUGAUAGGCAAGAAUUAGCCAUAUAUACGUAAAGUAAAACGUGUAACAGAGGAAACUGGGAUCACUGAAGCUGUCCUUCCUGCUCCUUAACAUCAUGUCUUCCAGUGUGAAAACAUGCCUGUUUUCGUGUUCGGGGAAAUAACCAGAGCUAGUGCUGGCUUCGGAGGCUGGGUCUGCAGCAGCCGAGGUUCCUGCCUUCCUGCUGAAUGACCCAAAGUCUAUUCAGGGAUCUACGGGGGCUUUAAUCGUUAAUCUUCCCAUUUUAUUUAAGGGUUUACCUUAUAGGUGACUAGCUCGGACCUGGAAAGUACAGCUUCUAGCUUCCAACUCCUGGCUCAAAGGUCUCGACAGCAACUGGCUUGUAGAAGCCGCCGGUGUUGCAAGAAAAGCUGCCCGGGGCUGGAAGGCGUUCUCCAGAUGGCCGGAACCUUUGGUUUCAGUCAGUGGACCAAGCCGGCAGUGCCAGGGAGGCCUUCCGGGGAGAGGAGCCAGGGCGUGACGAUGGCGGGAGCGCCGGCUUUGAAGCAUUGGCGCACCACGCUGGAGCGGGUGGAGAAGUUCGUGUCGCCGCUCUACUUUACUGACUGUAACCUCCGCGGCAGGCUCUUUGGGGAAACGUGCCCCGUGGCCGCCCUCUCCAGCUUCCUGACGCCCGAGAGGCUUUCCUACCAGGAGGCAAUCCAGCAGAACUUCAGCCCGGCGCAGAUCGGCGACAGCUUCGGACCGACAUGGUGGACCUGCUGGUUCCGGGUAGAGCUGACCAUCCCAGAGGCAUGGGUGGGCCAGGAAGUUCACCUUUGCUGGGAAAGUGAUGGAGAAGGUCUGGUGUGGCGUGAUGGGGAACCUGUCCAGGGUUUCACCAAAGAGGGUGAGAAGACCAGCUAUGUCCUGACUGACAGGCUGGGGGAAGGAGAACCCCGAAGCCUGACCCUCUAUGUGGAAGUGGCCUGCAAUGGGCUCCUGGGUGCUGGGAAGGGAAGCAUGAUUGCAGCCCCUGAUCCUGAGAAGAUGUUCCAGCUGAGCCGGGCCGAGCUGGCUGUGUUCUGCAGGGAUGUCCACAAGCUCCUGGUGGAUCUGGAGCUGCUGCUGGGCAUAGCCAAGGGCCUCGGGGAAGAUAACCAGCGCAGCUUCCAGGCCUUGUACACAGCUAACCAGAUGGUGAAUGUGUGUGACCCUGCCAAGCCUGAGACCUUCCCACUGGCCCAGACCCUGGCCUCCCAGUUCUUUGGCCAACGUGGUGGUGAAAGCCAACACACUAUCCAUGCCACAGGGCACUGCCACAUUGAUACAGCCUGGCUUUGGCCCUUCAAGGAGACCAUAAGGAAAUGUGCCCGGAGCUGGGUGACAGCCAUGCAGCUCAUGAAACAGAACCCUGAGUUCAUCUUUGCCUGCUCCCAGGCGCAGCAGCUUGAGUGGGUGAAGAGCCGCUACCCUGGGCUGCACUCCCGGCUCCAGGAGUUUGCCUGCCGUGGGCAGUUUGUGCCUGUGGGGGGCACCUGGGUGGAGAUGGAUGGGAACCUGCCCAGUGGAGAAGCUAUGGUCAGGCAGUUCCUACAGGGCCAGAACUUCUUUCUGCAGGAAUUUGGGAAGAUGUGCUCUGAGUUCUGGCUGCCAGACACAUUCGGCUACUCAGCACAGCUCCCCCAGAUCAUGCGUGGCUGUGGCAUCAGGCACUUUCUGACCCAGAAAUUGAGCUGGAACUUGGUGAACUCCUUUCCGCACCAUACCUUUUUCUGGGAGGGGCUGGACGGCUCCCGUGUACUGGUCCACUUUCCACCUGGUGAUUCCUAUGGGAUGCAGGGCAGCGUGGAGGAGGUGCUGAAAACUGUGGUCAAUAAUCGGGACAAGGGGAGGACUAACCACAGUGCCUUCCUCUUUGGUUUUGGGGAUGGGGGCGGUGGCCCCACCCAGACCAUGCUGGAUCGUUUGAAGCGGCUAGGCAACACGGAUGGGCUGCCCAGGGUGCAGCUAUCUUCUCCAAAGCAGCUCUUCUCAGCACUGGAGGGUGACUCGGGGCAGCUGUGCACAUGGGUCGGGGAGCUCUUCCUGGAGCUGCACAAUGGCACCUACACCACCCAUGCCCAGAUUAAGAAGGGGAACCGUGAGUGUGAGCGGAUCCUACAUGACGUGGAGCUGCUCAGUAGCCUGGCCCUGGCCCGCAGCACCCAGUUCCUGUACCCUGCAGCCCAGCUGCAACACCUCUGGAGGCUCUUGCUUCUGAACCAGUUUCAUGAUGUGGUGACUGGAAGCUGCAUCCAGCUGGUGGCAGAGGAUGCCAUGUGCCACUAUGCAGACAUUCGUUCCCAUGGUAAUACGCUGCUCAGCACUGCGGCCACAGCCCUGUGUGCUGGGGAACCAGGUCCUGAGGGCCUCCUCAUUGUCAACACACUGCCCUGGAAGCGCACCGAAGUGUUGGCCCUGCCUAAGCCUGGUGGGGCCCACAGCCUAGGCCUCACCCCCAGCCCUGGUGACAGUGCCCAGCAUGGGCUAUGCUCCUGUUCCUGCCCCCACUUCAGUGCAGCCCCUGCUGCCCCAACAGCCUGUGUUCGUAGUGCAAGAGGUGAGUCCCAGCAAGUCCUGGGGGGCAAGGGCUGUCCUGGGGUGCUCCUAACAUCUUGGGGGGGCCUGAACUCCAACAUGGAGCAAGUGGCAAAUGUGGGGCUGGGGCUGGGGGUGAGUUGGCUGUGGGAAGCUCCUACAGACUCAGUCUCACGGACCCCUUUCACCAAGACUGAUGGUUCCGUGACUCUGGACAACGGCAUUAUCCGGGUGAGGCUGGACCCAACUGGCCGGCUGACGUCCCUGGUCCUGGUGGCCUCUGGCAGGGAAGCCAUUGCUGAGGGUGCUGUGGGGAACCAAUUCGUGCUGUUUGAUGAUGUGCCUUUGUAUUGGGACGCUUGGGAUGUCAUGGACUACCACCUAGAGACCCGGAAGCCUGUGCUGGGCCAAGCAGGGACCUUGGCAGUGGGCACUGAAGGCGGUCUGCGGGGCAGUGCCUGGUUCUUACUGCAGAUCACUCCCAACAGCCGGCUCAGCCAGGAGGUGGUGCUGGAUGUUGGCUGCCCCUAUGUUCGCUUCCACACCGAGGUGCACUGGCAUGAGGCCCACAAGUUCCUGAAGGUAGAGUUUCCUGCCCGUGUGCGGAGUUCCCAGGCCACCUAUGAGAUCCAGUUUGGCCACCUGCAGCGGCCCACUCACUACAACACCUCUUGGGACUGGGCACGAUUUGAGGUGUGGGCCCACCGCUGGAUGGAUCUGUCAGAGCACGGCUUUGGGCUGGCCCUGCUCAAUGACUGCAAGUAUGGUGCAUCAGUGCGAGGCAGCAUCCUCAGCCUCUCUCUCUUGCGGGCACCUAAGGCCCCGGAUGCCACUGCUGACAUGGGGCGUCAUGAGUUCACCUAUGCAUUGAUGCCACACAAGGGCUCCUUUCAAGACGCUGGAGUUAUCCGUGCUGCCUACAGCCUCAACUUCCCCUUGUUGGCGCUGCCAGUCCCAGGCCCAGCGCCUGCCACCUCCUGGAGUGCCUUUUCCCUGUCCUCACCUGAAGUCGUGUUGGAGACGGUCAAGCAGGCGGAGACCAACACCCACAGCCGCACGCUAGUCCUGAGGCUGUAUGAGGCCCACGGCUGCCAUGUGGACUGCUGGCUACACACGUCGCUGCCUGUUCAGGAGGCCAUUCUCUGCGAUCUUCUGGAGCAGCGAGACCCUGCUGGGCACUUGCCACUUCGGGACAACCGCUUGAAGCUCACCUUCUCUCCCUUUCAAGUGCGGUCUCUGUUGCUCGUGCUUCAGCCUCCCCCAAACUGAGUCCCCUAGGGAUGGGGUUUGGGCUGUAGAAGGCUUUAGGGACUCCUCAUUUUUGCCUCCCCAGCCUGAAGCACAGAUCAGUCGCCUCUUGUAUAAUAAACCUACCGAUCAGGAA
This is a messenger RNA of Nycticebus coucang (slow loris), 5126 nucleotides long. RefSeq names its product mannosidase alpha class 2C member 1 (gene MAN2C1). Gene Ontology annotation, biological process: mannose metabolic process; oligosaccharide catabolic process. The transcript has 25 exons. Bases 1622 to 5011 code for a protein of 1129 amino acids. NCBI's taxonomy places the organism in Eukaryota, Metazoa, Chordata, Mammalia, Primates, Lorisidae. The record is from RefSeq and is a predicted model, not a curated record. Gene Ontology annotation, molecular function: carbohydrate binding; alpha-mannosidase activity.